This is a messenger RNA of Colletotrichum orchidophilum, 894 nucleotides long. RefSeq lists its product as uncharacterized. NCBI's taxonomy places the organism in Eukaryota, Fungi, Ascomycota, Sordariomycetes, Glomerellales, Glomerellaceae. Bases 1 to 894 code for a protein of 297 amino acids. The record is from RefSeq and is a predicted model, not a curated record. The transcript is spliced from 2 exons.
AUGAUACACAUGCUCGCGGUAAUCCUCUUGGGUGUCUUCUUCAUCUUCCCGGCAUGCGCGCGCUCGGAGAACCGCUUCCGCCGCCCGCCGGGCCCGGGUCCGGCAGGAGACUUCCGGGAUAACCCCGUCUACACCCUCGGCGACAACAUCGACUUGCAAUGGGAGACGGACCUCAAGAACAUCGACCUGAUUCUGUGGCAACAGCAGCCACCGGCGAACAUGAAGGGCCCAUAUGCCAAGCUAGCGAUCAAUUCCACAAUAAAGAGCCUGGUCUGGACUGUAGGCUACGCCGGUUUUCCCCCGACGCUUGACCCGGACAUGAGCCCGGUGUACUUCCUGCAACUCUUCAAGACGGGCCAGACAGGCAGUAGCGCCACGUCUCACUACUUCAACAUCACCCGAACCGACCGCACGUCUACAUCUUCAACAAGACCAUCUGCCUCGUUAAAAACAACACUUUCAUCCUCCACCCCAGCCCUCGCUCUCGGAUCAGCAACAGCAACAUCGACAUCAACCCCGUCAGUAUCCACGGCCGCCGCCGCCGCCGACGACGAGGACCAACUCUCAAGCAGCGCGGUCGCGGGCGUCGCCGUCGGGGCGACACUGGGGGCCCUGGGCCUCAUUGGAUUUCUCGCGUGGCUGAUCCGCAGACACCUGAAGAGGAGGAGGGAAAUGGCCGUCCACACGCAGGGCGACAUCCUCGUCUACGCCGAGCGGCAGCUCCACGAAAAGGACGCCGCCGCUGCCGCGGAGUGGAAGCUGGAGCUUCCCGCGCAGAGCCGCGAACGAUUUGAAUUGGAGGCGUGCGAGCCGAGGCACGAGAUGCCUGCUGAGCCUGUGGUCGGGAUGGAGAAUGGGAGCGUUGGCUUAGGUUCUGCUGGGCAGAGUCGGUAG